GGACAGAGGAGCAGUGACGCGCCCUCGGGAAUCGUUGGUGCGCUAGCACGUGCCAUUCCCUUGCAGCUGGAACGGCCAGACAGGCAUUCGCGCUCCGUCGCCCAAAAUAUCCCCACUGCGACUUGGCCUCCUAUUCUCCACUCCCGUAGCAUUCCUACCCGACCAACGAGAUGGCGCUCGCUACAAAGACGCAGUCGCAAAACAUCUUUGCGAAAUUGAAGGCAAAGCCUGCGAACAAGAUAUGCUUCGACUGCGGCGCAAAGAACCCAACAUGGAGCUCUGUACCUUUCGGUAUCUACCUCUGUCUUGACUGCUCUUCGAACCAUCGUAACAUGGGAGUCCACAUCUCCUUCGUCCGAUCCACGAACCUCGAUAUUUGGCAAUGGGACCAGCUGCGUAUCAUGAAGGUCGGAGGUAACGAAAGCGCGACGAAGUAUUUCCAAUCGCACGGUGGCUCAGCAGCGCUCGCCAGCAAGGACUCAAAGGCCAAAUACACUAGCAACGCGGCGACCAAGUACAAGGAAGAGCUGCAAAGGCGGUGCGCCGCAGACUCUAAGCUAUACCCCGAAGAAGUCGUGAUCACAGAUGUCCCAGAUGUUGCUGGCGGCAGCGAAAGCAACACUCCAGCCGGCGAGGACGAUGACUUCUUCUCUUCUUGGGACAAGCCCGCAAUCAAGCGCCCGUCGAAUCCUCCCUCUCGAACCGGUACACCGCGUGCUCAGUCGCCUUUCCUCAAGCCUGGCGUCGCCGCUGGUAAUGGCGCCGACCGCCCGAAGUCGCCUCUCGUUGCAGCCGAGAACACCACACCUGCGGUCGUAAAGCCCACAGUACGGAAGACCACAACGGGCGCCGUACCAAAGAAGAAUAUCUUGGGCGCGAAGAAGAAGGGCUUGGGAGCCAAGAAGGUGGUUCCUGCCGAUGGUGGGUUAGACUUCGAGGCAGCUGAGCGCAAGGCAAGAGAAGAAGCAGAGCGUGUUGAGAAGCUUGGUUACGACCCAGAUGCCGAGGCCGCCGAGACGGCAGCGACUGCGAAGCCCAAGGUUGCUGAAGCCUCGAACAUCGCAGCUCCUACGCCAGUCUCGCCACCUCAUGGCGGCUUCGGCUCUACAGCCAAGCCGGACCGUUGGGAUGCAGACACCGAAAGACUGGGCAUGGGCGUCGCACGUCUCGGGUUUGGGCAAGUCGGUGCCGGUAAGAAGGCAGCGCCAGCGAAGAAGGUCGGUGGCUUCGGCAGUGUCGGCAAGCCUGUCCAAGACGAGAGCCAGAAGUAUGCACGCGAGAAGUUUGGCACACAAAAGUCCAUCUCCAGCGACGAGUUCUUUGGGCGAAACAACUACGAUCCUGCGGCUGGUGCACAGGCGAAGGAGCGAUUGUCAGGAUUUGAGGGUGCAUCGGCCAUCUCAUCGAACGCAUACUUCGGCCGUCCUGAAGAUGACAUCCCGGAGGACGACUACGGUGAUCUCGAAGGUGCCGCUAAAGACUUCGUCCGUAAGUUCGGCAUCACUGCUGGCGAUGACCUCGAAAACCUGUCGAACCUACUAGGCGAAGGCGCCGGUAAACUUCAAGGCGCUAUCCGCAACUACUUGAACUCGUAGACGGAUUCUCUUGAAUGGACAACAGCGAGGCGUUUGUUCAGUCUACAACAUCGAUGCCAAGGACAUUCACCAAUUCCGAGUACAACAUGGAGCCAUGGAGAGUAC
Messenger RNA from Boeremia exigua, 1700 nucleotides. RefSeq names its product arf GTPase activating protein. The transcript is spliced from 5 exons. The record is from RefSeq and is a predicted model, not a curated record. Gene Ontology annotation, molecular function: GTPase activator activity. Lineage: Eukaryota; Fungi; Ascomycota; Dothideomycetes; Pleosporales; Didymellaceae. Bases 171 to 1595 code for a protein of 474 amino acids. Gene Ontology annotation, biological process: COPI coating of Golgi vesicle.